This is a messenger RNA of Micropterus dolomieu (smallmouth bass), 2588 nucleotides long. RefSeq names its product adipocyte plasma membrane-associated protein-like. The record is from RefSeq and is a predicted model, not a curated record. Gene Ontology annotation, molecular function: strictosidine synthase activity. Gene Ontology annotation, biological process: biosynthetic process. NCBI's taxonomy places the organism in Eukaryota, Metazoa, Chordata, Actinopteri, Centrarchiformes, Centrarchidae.
GGUCCACGUUGCCGGGCUAAAUAAAGGUGGGAUGGACACGUUCAUGGACAAUCUGCCCGGUUUCCCCGACAACAUCCGUCCCAGUUCGAGCGGAGGUUACUGGGUGGCCAUGUCUGCUGUGCGGCCAAACCCCGGCUUUUCCAUGCUGGACUUCCUGUCCCAGAGACCCUGGAUCAAGAAGCUCAUCUUCAAGCUCUUCAGCCAGGAGGUGAUGAUGAAGUUCGUCCCUCGGUACAGCCUGGUGGCGGAGCUCCAUGACGGCGGCAUCUGCACUCGGAGCUUCCACGACCCCAACGGCCUGGUGGCGGCAUACAUCAGCGAGGUCCACGAGUAUGCGGGGAGUCUGUACUUGGGUUCCUUCCGCUCGCCGUACAUCGCCAAACUCGACCUGAGCAAGGUCUAAAAAUAGACGAAUCUCCAGACGGACUUUUCUCAGUGUUCCUGAAGGAUUAGUGUGAAGUCUGAAACCGUGACACGGCAUUCGUCCUUAACGCUGGUGUCACGAGCGUGACGUGAAAUAAAACCCAUCACAGGUGGUUUGUCAAAGUGAAAUUUCUUUCUUUUCUUCAUGAGAUUAACACAAAAUUAGGUUGAAACAUUCGCAGUCUCAGUCAGAUAAAUCCAAAUAACAGGAACGCCCGGUACGUGGUGAUUAUUAAAGCUACUGUUCUGGUUCUGAAACCAGGGUCCAAGUGUCUAAAGAUGAAAUACCGAGCUAGGACCACGCUUACCUGCUCAAAAGACAAAAUCUCGUACUAACCGGCUGAAAAAUUUGCUUGCAGGCGAGUUUAAGCUAAUUAACUGGUUAGCGGAUUCACAGGUGAGUUCGUUUGCUAGCUUCCUUGUCAUAGCGCUCACUAGCUAGCUAGCUAGCACGAUCAGCAAAGCCCUGUAUUUAUAUUUAGCAGGCAAACUGGAGGAAUUCUGUACGCUGUAUUGUAGGUUCAACAUUACUUUGUUCUUGCCCGCUGGGACUCGGGUGAUAUUUCACUACCUCUGGGUUAGCAUUGCUACUGCUACUAGCUGCCAUAUCUCGAUUUAAUGUGUGGAGCCCACAGAUGUCUAUUAAAGUGUGUUCUGUGGUUGAAAAAGGUAUUUUAAUUACUGGAAACGUCCACAUAUAAGCUAUGCUACCAUCGUGGCAGUGACUUUCCUACCCGCCUGCUGCGUGCACAUCGUAGACUGAGAAAGGAAAAUUAAGUUGAAUUACUUCAGUGAGUAAUUAAACUAGGUUGAUGUGAGGCGCCAUGUUUAUUUGGACACUUCUGUAUUAUUUAGCACCAAGUCCAGUUAAUAAUAGUAACAUUUACCAUGUUGAUAGAAACAUUACACAGUAAAUGUUAGCGUGCUACUGCAGUCGAUUGCACUGUUAACAAGUUGGAAUAAGGAGGGUUUUGUUCCAACUCUGCUAAUCUCUGAAGCUCUGAUAAUAAUAAUAAGAUUUGGCCUCUGUUCUGUAGCAUUAAUCCACGAUACCGUACGUACGAGUUUCCCGCAAACGUUUCCCAACAUCCAUCCAACUUGGCCCCACGACUGGGAAACUUCAGUACAUCCGACUUUUAGCUGCAUUCAUGCAAUGUCAGGAAACCAACACUUACUCUGAGCUGCCAGCGUUCACAUGUUAUUUCAAGGUGGUUAGCCCUGAUGCUAACCCCCCCCCCCCGGCGGCUCUUAAUUGUGAUUUAAAUGACGCGAACGCAGCAUUAAAAAAACAGAAGUGCCUGAAGAAAAACAAACAUGGACAUCAGGUUCCUUUUGUUCGGCGUGAUUGAACUAAUAUUAAAUGAACAUGGUGUUUUCAGCUUUUACUCUCAACUCCGAUCAUUUGCGUCUUUCCCGUCUCGACCAUCCCAUGACAUGAACACGUCUCGUUUCAAACUGGCGGCUGGGACCACGCAGACGGGUUUGUGUAUUUGAACUGUGCGUUGCCUCACACAUUUUGUGCGUUUGAUUUCAGUAAGCUUCAGUAGUUGCAGGUUUGCCUGUUCUUUCUUAAAACCACAACUUAAAUAUCUUGGACUAACUCUGAGCAUCAGCUGUUCGGGCGAUCAGGAUUGUCUCAGGAUAACAAGCGUCUGAGCUUCCUGUUGGCUCCACGUCUGCAGAACCACCAACCACAUCCGGUGCCCGGAGUUAGAUUAGUCUUCAGUACAAGAAAGAAAUGAUAACCUGCUGCACCUUCAGAGAAACAGAUCUUUGCUGUGUUUUAGUUUUUCGUGUCUGAGUUGAGUCGAGGUGCCAAAUGUAGUGUUUGUCUCCAUCAGCAUCUUUUAUUUGCACUAUGAGGUUUAACCCUGAGCUCCUGUUUUUAGCAUUUCAAACAGUCAGGUUAGUUUUGAUGUGUAUUUUCGGCUUUUUCCUUGUCGGUACGAUAGAUUUCUCUGUGAACUCUCUUUAUUUAGAUGAACCUGUUUCUGCAGCUCUUCAGCUUCCUUUUAACUAAAACUGAAUAAAAUCUUCAGUUUUAAUUCAACCUGAGUGUUUUUUUAACAUGUUCUCAGAAGACGCCAUUCUGAUACCAGUUAACUUCAUUCUGUCUUACUUUGGUAGUUUUCCAUCAUUCCUGUAAUAAAACGUCACAAAUUCAA